AUGGACGAGACACUGGAGAGAGAUCUCAAGGACCAAUCAAACUGGACUGUUCGUUUGUCCAGUCCUAUCUCACUCGCUCGUGCUGAAGUCACAAAAUUUGGGGAUGAAAAUUGCCCCCGAGGUGAGGUGAGGCUGGUUGAGGCUGGUGAGCUUGCACUGCCACAAUUCAGCUCCGCGAUGGUGGGGCUGAGAACUCGAUAUCAAAACCUCCACCUCAACGCCGAGUAUCGAGUAAACAAUCGCUUCGCUUCGAAGUAUAACGAAUUUUCCGCCACAGCUGCUUUUCGGCGAACAACUCAUUCGAUAAUGUCUCCCGCAUUUCCCGAGUCAAUCCAAUGGCACUCGCAAGGAUGUGAUCUUUUCUUGAUGGAGAAACCCUCUUGUUCUGUGGGCUAG
Histoplasma mississippiense is the source of this 396-nucleotide messenger RNA. RefSeq lists its product with no specific name. Lineage: Eukaryota; Fungi; Ascomycota; Eurotiomycetes; Onygenales; Ajellomycetaceae. The transcript has a single exon. The coding region runs from base 1 to 396 and encodes 131 amino acids. The record is from RefSeq and is a predicted model, not a curated record.